This is a messenger RNA of Dicentrarchus labrax (European seabass), 7738 nucleotides long. It is a transcript of the gene lrrk1, whose product is annotated as leucine-rich repeat kinase 1. Gene Ontology annotation, biological process: protein phosphorylation. The record is from RefSeq and is a predicted model, not a curated record. The transcript is spliced from 38 exons. Bases 223 to 6297 code for a protein of 2024 amino acids. NCBI's taxonomy places the organism in Eukaryota, Metazoa, Chordata, Actinopteri, Moronidae. Gene Ontology annotation, molecular function: protein kinase activity; ATP binding; protein binding.
GAGCGUCUCGUGCGACUGCUGUGAAUUUGGAAAGUUUGCAUCGUGGAAUCAGGAAGUCCAGCGAAGCUUCCCAGUCCCGGCGGUGCGGAGGACCUCAGAGCUGUUAAAGCCCGUCGUGAUGCUCGCUGGGGCCCUCAGCCGUGAGGGUGACAGCUGAACCAAGGCCUCCUCUCUGUGGAGGAACUCUGCUCCGAUAGUGAUUAACCAGUGGCUCCAGUAGGAAUGUCCUACUGGUCUGUUGGCCUUCCCCAGGACUCUAAAGACACUCCCAGCAACAUGGAGCAACAAAUCGGCCCUGGGGAGGAAAUGGGAGCCAAAGCGUCGUUGGUGGAGGGUCCGGUGCCCGGCUCUGCACUGGUUCCUUCUCCCACUCUGGAGAACAUCCAGGCAGCUUAUGAAGGCGGAGAGGAGGAAGUUGCCAGGGAGCUGAUCCAACAAGCCUGCUGCGUGGAGUGCAGUGCCAGGGUGCCCCGCAUCGACGGGGUACGUCUCCUGUGUGUGGCAGUUCAGCAUGAUGAUCUGCAGAGUGUGUGUUACCUCCUCAAAGAAGCCCGUAUCACUGUACCCCAGGAGCUGUCCAACAGCAACCCAGCCAUCCUGGCAGCAUACUACGGACGCACCGGCUUGGUCAAACAGCUGCUGGAUUCUAUACCUGGUCCAUGUCUGAGAAGAGACUUGCUGAACUGGAUGCUGGCCACAUCGUGCCAGCAUGGUCACCUGGAAGUGGUCCGACUUCUAGUCCACAGCUACGAGGCCGACGCCAGGGACUGUGCCAUCCACAGCGACGAGUUCGCUGUCAUCACAGGCCUGCCGCUGUACGCUGCUGCACGAGCAGGUAAUGAAGAGAUAGCUCGCUUCCUGCUGCAGAAUGGAGCAGGGUUCUCCUCAUACACCCUCAUGGACCAUCCAGCAUUCAGCAAACACCUCCUCAGACUCCAACUGCAGGAAAGCUCCAACACAGAAGGAGAGGAGGCUAUCAGUGUGUGUUGGAGUGGUCUGCAGCUGCCCUGGUUGGAGCUGGACUGGUUCAUGGAUGUCUCAUCGCGUAUCACCCACCUGGACCUGUCGUCCAACAGCCUGGCUGCUCUGCCCUCUGUGGUGCCCUGGGGUCUCAUCCACCUGCACACUCUGGAUCUCUCUGAUAACCUGCUGGAGGAGCUGCCAGCUGCUCCCAACUCCCAGGAGGUCAUCUGCUCCAGGUUACGGCAGGUGAAUCUCUCUCAGAACCAGCUCACCAGUUUGCCAUCCGGACUUCUCCACCUGACCCGCAUCCAGAGACUCUCUGCCGCAAAGAACCAGCUCACAGUCCUGUUUGACAUCCCUACCACUACUAACUGGAUCGGUCUGCGUAAGCUGGAGGAGCUGGACGUGUCUGAUAACUGUCUGAGCAGUCUUCCCUCGGCGGUCAUGCACUGUUUGAAAUCUCUGAGCUUCCUCAACGUGUGCAGGAACAAACUGAGCAGCUUCCCUGACCCCUGGGCCUGUCCGUUGAAGCAAUGCAGAGCUUCCUCCAAUGUGAUCGAGAGUCUUCCGAACACCAUCUCCAUCUUCUGGAGGACUCAGCUGCAGGAGGUGGACUUCUCUGACAACAGCCUGAACGAGCUACCCUCAUAUAUUUUUGAACUGGAGGCCCUGGUCUCGUUGAGAUUAUGUGGGAAUCACAUUGCAACUCUCCCAGCCCCCAAUAAGUGGAAGUGCUCUCAGCUCAGGACCCUCGAUCUUUCCAGGAACCAGCUGGGCAAAACAGAGGAGGGGCCCAAAUCCAGGAGGCUGGCCUUCCUGACUACAUGGAACAGGAGGGACCCAGACCCAGUGUGUCCUAUAGAGUUUCCCAUGAUUCUGCGGGAUUCACUGGAAGUGCUUUACUUGAACGACAACCAGCUGGAGUGUGUUCCCCAGUCAGUGUGUGGUCUGCACAGCCUCACUGAGCUCUACCUCUCCAAUAAUCUUGGAAUCCGAGAGCUUCCAGCAGAGCUCGGUCAACUCUCCAACCUGUGGCAGCUGGACAUUGAAGACCUCAACAUUACUAAUGUCCCCCAGGACGUGAGAAAAGAAGGUCCUGUGUCUGUCCUGGCCUUCCUCCGGGCACACCUUCGAAAGGCAGAGCCGUAUAAACUGCUGAAGAUGCUUGUGAUCGGUCCACCGCGGCAGGGGAAGACGGCCCUUCUGGAGGUUCUACAGACCGGCAAGGCAUCCCCCUUCACCCCAUCAGAAUGCAGCAUCUCCACCUCCACCUGGGAGCUGGACAAACCCAACUGCGGCAAAAACAGCAAAGAGUCAGUGGCGUUUAACGUGUGGGACAUCGGCGGCCAGGCCAGCAUGUCCACAGUGAACCAGUGUUUCUUCACUGAUAAGGCGCUGUACGUGGUGAUCUGGAACCUGGCUCUGGGGGAGGAGGCUGUGGCCAACCUGCAGACAUGGCUGCUCAACAUAGAGGCGCGGGCACCCAACUCUGCAGUGGUGGUUGUGGGGACACAUCUGGAUCUCAUCGACACCAGGUUUCGCACUGAGAGACUGGCCACGCUGAGGGCUUACGUUCUGGCUCUUUGCCGAUCGCCGUCAGGGGCUCGAGCCACCGGCUACCCAGACAUCACCUGCAAACACCUGCAUGAAGUGUCCUGUAAGACCCUGGAGGGUUUGGAUGGGCUGAAGAAGCUGCUCUACCAGGUGGCUCUCUCCAUGAAAGACAGCAGCAGCUCAGCUUUUGGCAGUAAGCAGCUGGGCAGACUGAUCCCCAGGAGCUACCUGACCCUUCAGGAAGCAGUGGUAGCGGAGAAGCAGAGGAGAGCUGCUGAAGGAGAGGUCCAGUACCUCACCGAUGCCCAGCUGGACCGCAUUCUUGAACAGAACCCAGGAAGUGACAUCAGAGACUAUGAGGACUUGCAGACUGCCAUCAACUUCUUAAUAGAGACAGGGACCCUGCUGCACUUCCCUGACACCAGCCAUGGCCUGUGUACCCUCUACUUCCUGUGUCCUGUAUGGCUGUCAGAAUGUCUGGAGAGGAUCAUGCACCUCAAAUCCUCUCGCUCUGUAGCCAGGAACGGAGUGAUCCGAGCUGAAGACCUCAGGAUGCUGUUGGUAGGAACAGGGUUCACCCAGCAGACAGAGGAACAGUAUUUCCAGUUUCUAGCCAAGUUUGAGAUUGCACUCCCUGUGGCCAACAACAGCUAUCUACUGCCCCAUCUGCUUCCCCACAAGCCAGCCAUGGACAUCCAUGGCUUCCAGCAGCAGACCAACAACACCCUGCAGCGCCUUGUAAAGAUGAGCUUUGUUCCUGCCGGAUUUUGGGAGCGCUUCAUCGCCAGGAUGCUCAUCAGCCUGACAGAGAUGGACCUGCAGUCAUUUGAGACCAAAAGAAACCCCAGGAGCCAGCGCAGCAGGAGCUCUGUGAUCUACAGCUUUACUGGAACCCAGCAGAGGAACCGUUGCAGCACCUUCAGAGUCCGCCGCAGUCAGACCAUCUACUGGAAGGAGGGGCUGCUGGUCACUUUUGAUGGAGGUUACCUCAGCGUGGAGUCCUCAGAUGUCAAUUGGAAGAAGAAGAAGAGCGGAGGCAUAAAGAUCAUCUGCCAGUCGGAGAUGAGAGAUUUCUCCGCCAUGGCCUUCAUCACAGAUCACGUCAACUCUCUGAUCGAGCAGUGGUUCCCUGCUUUGACGGCCAGUGAGAGUGAUGGGAGUCUCCUCAUAGAGCAGUACUCCCCCUGUCCCCUCUGUGCCUCACUGGGCCAAGACGAAGAGAAAGGAGGACAUGAAAGAGAUGAUGAUGAAGGAGGGGGUGCAGGGGUUCAUUACUUUAACAUGGAGGACUGUGUCCUGGCUGCAGUAGAGAAAGAGUACAUCAUCUGUCCUCGGCACCCUGAGCAGCCAGUCAGCCUUCAGGAGCUGGUCCCAGAACUCUUCAUGACUGACUUCCCUGCACGGCUCUUUUUGGAGAGGGCCCAGCUGGAGUACUCUGGGGGGGAGAAUAACAUCCUUGGCCAGGGCGGCAGUGGGACCAUCAUCUACCGAGCCCGAUAUUGUGAUCAGCCGGUGGCUGUCAAGCGCUUCCACUUCAAGAAGUGUCGCCAGCUGACCAUCAGCAGUGACACAGACACCAUGGUGAAACACCUUCAGUCUGCAGAUGCGUGCCGGAGCUUCUCCGAAUUUCGCCAGGAGGCCAGUAUGUUGCACUCCCUGCAGCAUCCCUGCAUCGUCUCUCUGGUGGGCAUCAGCAUCCAUCCGCUCUGCUUCGCCCUGCAGCUGGCCCCCCUGGGCAGCCUCAACACUGUUCUCGAGGAGAGGAACAAAGGCUCCAGGUACAUGCCCCUUGGUCACAUGCUAACCUUCAGAGUAGCCUAUCAGAUUGCAGCAGGACUGGCGUACCUUCACAGGAAGAGCAUCAUCUUCUGUGACCUCAAAUCUGACAACAUUCUGGUGUGGUCUCUGGAGGUGCAGGAUCCGGUCAACAUUAAACUGUCUGACUAUGGCAUUUCUCGGCAAUCCUUCCGUGAGGGGGCCUUGGGGGUGGAAGGCACACCGGGUUACCAGGCUCCUGAGAUCCGACCAGGCAUCGUGUAUGAUGAAAAAGUGGACAUGUUCUCUUAUGGCAUGGUGCUGUAUGAGCUGCUGUCUGGGCGGAGGCCGGCACUCGGACACCACCAGCUUCAGAUAGCGAAGAAGCUCUCCAAAGGCAUCCGGCCUGCGCUGGGCAGUCCAGAGGAGGUUCAGUUCUGCUGCCUCCACAGCCUGCUGACUGAAUGCUGGGACACCAAGCCCGAGAAGAGGCCGGUGGCCAUGCAGUGUCUGAGGCAGAUGCAGGAGCCCGGCUUCCCCUGCCUCAGGUACAUGUUGUCCUGUGACUGCCAGUCGCAGCUCUUCCUGUCCCAGUUGCAGGGAUACAGCGCCGUGUUCUGGAACGGAGACAAGGAAGACAGGAACUACAGUGUGGUGAAUGUGGAGAAGGGCCAGGUGGAGGUGAAGAGGAUGUCCUGUCCUGGCAGUAAGAUCAGCUGUCAGAUGAAGAUGGGUAACACUCUGUGGAUGGCCACUGAGGAGCAGGAGGUGUUCAUCUACAGCCUAAAGGACAUGUGUCCACUCAGUCAACCCCAGAAACAGUUCUCCUGUCCAGCCAUCAUCACCUGCCUGUUCCCUGUUCCAGCAAGAGAGCAGAGCCUGGCCAGAGUGUUUGCGGGGAUGUCUGACGGCCUGCUGGCAGCGUACAGCUUGUUGGAUGACCUUCCUCUAGAGGGGGAGACCUAUCUGUGCUCGCACACCCUCAAUAAGACGGUGUUUGGUCUGAAGGACUCAGAUCCCAGGCAGAGACCCUACCCAGUCAGGAGCAUGGCUCUGGUCGGCAGUGGCUCCCAGUUAUGGUUCUCCAACGGUCCGGGCGUGCUGGUCAUCGACUGCCUGACUCUUCAGGCGAUCCAAAGGCUGGAGCCCUACAACCCGCCGUCCUCCAUCGUUGCCAUGACAACCAGUUUUAGUCUGUGGGGAGAGGAGGCCGUCUGGACCCUGGAUGACCACACCAACACCCUGCUGCUCUACCACGCUGCUUCCUACCAUCUCUGUGCCAAGUACUGCUGCAGAGACAGCAAUCCUCUGCGGGACGUCUUCACUGUGCAGCGUCCUGCGGGUGUUACCAUGGUGAUGACCACUGACCUCAAGACCACAGACCAAGAAGAGAAGCUGGAAUUGAGUAAGGGUGAAGUGACAUUGAUCUACAGUGAGGAGGCAGGCACUCAGAUCAUUCAGCACCAGGAUUCUCUGACAGACUACUGCUCCAUUUCAUCCAACUGCUCCCUGGAGCGGCCGGGGUCAGACUGUUCCAGCACUGCGGGCCUCGGCUCAUUAGCCAGCCGCAGCAGUGCGCCGCUUCCUGCAGACCGGGAGGAGACGGGCGGGGACCAGGAUCAGCACCAGCAGGGGUCCACCAACCCUGAGUCUUAUCUGGACUCCGCAGAGAUCGUGGACCCCACGCCGCCUCAUUUGCAAGCCUUCACUGUGCUGCCGGUGAACGGAACUCUGUGGAUCCCCAGGCGUGGAGGAGAUGUGAUGGUCAUUGAAGUGCAGUCACAUGCUGAUCAGCUGAGGGGACGUGUCAUCGCUGUCCUCAGUCCACCUGGAUGUUCCUCUCUGGGGAUCCUGAAGGAGGCCGUGCUAGUGGCGAAGGACACAGUUGUAUGUGGCUUUCAUAAGGAAAACAUGGAGUGGUGCCUAUGUGUCUGGAGGGGCUGGGGCUGCCACGAGCUGGAAGUCUUCUACCAGUCCUACGAGGAGCUGGGCCGCUUGGAGACCAGCAUGAGGAAAAGAAGGUAGCUGUUGUGCUGCGACGGCGAGGGCGCAGAAUUGCAGCUCUGUACGGAGGGCGAGCCGAGGGGGAAUACGCGCCGACAGACCACCAGUGUUCAGAGCAGUGGGGGCUGCCGAACGCUGUCAUCAGGGCAACAUGGGAAGGGGGGAGGUGUGCCGCAAGGGCCGAGCCUCAAGCUGUGAACAUGUCCCCUCACUACAUGCUUUAGUACCAGUAAUAAGUUAAGACCUGAGAAAUCUGUAAUCCCACAAAGCUGAGUCACAGAUCCCUGUUGCCAGAACAAAACUUGGAGGUGAUCCUAACUGUCUUCUGCACAGAGGCUUCAAUGUUGGUUGCAUUUUAAUAUUUAGCACUAUAUGCUGUUUGGCCCCUGGCAGCAGUCAGUUUGGUAUCACUGGGAUUCAGUUCAAGAUGUGGCGGACUGUUUGUGUCUCACUCCAGCUGCUGCAAUCCAUUGUUUAUCCGUUGUCUAUUUCAGUUUUCCUCCAUUUAACUAUUCCAGUCUGCCACUUUAUGCCCUCUGGAGGUGACAGGGACAUUCUUAAGGGACAACUAUUGACUGUUUUUAAAUGAAUUGAAGUUGGAGUUAAGCUGGUGCUGCUGGGAAACAGCUGUGUUUUAGGAACAAACAGCAGGUUGUGGAUGGUGGUGACACUGACACUCUCACACACUCAGAACACUGUGUUCUUCUUUUUUCCCUGUAUAUUUUAGCCCUAAACUGUGUCAUAUGAAUCUGCAUGCCAGCCACAGCCCCCACUGUUACCAGAGUGGCCUGCAAGCAACAAACUAACAUCUGUGUUCUGUGCAACAUUAUGUAACAGGCCAGUGGUUCUCAGAUUUUGCCAUCAAAAUCUAGUGCUUUUGGCAGGUUCUUACGGAUAAAAGAGCACUUUUUAAAACUGAAGCUCCGUUCUGGCUUCGUACUCCACACUGUGUUCCUUCGACUGUAGCAUCUGUAUCUCAAAAGCGGAGAAAAUCAUCUGAAAAGAUGAAAACAUGUUCUUGCCGUUUUCAGGCUUUCAGAUUGGGAUUCACAUGAAAUGAUGCGGCACAUACUGGACACGAUGCGGAAGACGGAAGCUGGUGCAUGUUCACAUUUUACACGUUGUAGAAGAAGUAAUUGAUCAAGGAGUGUUUGCUGCUCCGAAUGGGUCAAUACACGCGCAACACACUUUUUGCUCUGUGCUCCAAUAACAGAUGAGCGAGCCUGAGUCAGAACAUCGGUCCUCUCUCCUGUCCUGUACAUAAAUAUGCUAUGUGCUAGGCUAAUCUAUGUUGGAAAGAAGAUGGUUAAAAAUAAAUGUGACAUAAAGUCACAUCUGGAGUUAAUUAAUGUUAGCAAAACUCUAGAUAACUAGCCAGCUAAUCUACAUUAAUCAUUAACUAGCUAGUUAUAUCUGAUAGCUAAAGUUAGCAAAACUCUUGGUAGUUAGCUAAUCAGCUAAA